AUGGAGAACCGAAAGACGGCGAGGACUUGUGUCAUGUUUGUGGUGCUUUUCGUCCUCACCGUGCACGGCGGAGCUGCACGUCCUGUGAGGAGCGGCAGCGAUCGGACGCUGAAAGAGCAAAAUGAACUGCAAGCUCGUGCACCGGAUGCGGCGGCAGCAGGACCAAUAGGGACUGGAGGAAGUGGCGUGGGCGAUCAGAGGAACUUCCUGCCGCUCGGUGGCGUCGGGAUGGGCGCCGGAAUGGGUGGCUAUGCUGGCAUGGGCAGUUACGUCGGCGGAGUAAUGCCAACGCUCGGCAGGGUCAGUGGAGUCGGUGGUGGCUUUGGUAUGGGCGGCGGUUUCGGGGCGGGAGGUGGUGCCGGUGUCGGUGGCAUGGGGGGCAUGGGCACUGGUCCGCUCGGGGGACUUAACGGCCUUGGUGUCGGCCCCGGUGGAACUGGCGGUCCUCUUCCUCUUCCUUAG
This is a messenger RNA of Syzygium oleosum, 462 nucleotides long. RefSeq lists its product as uncharacterized. Lineage: Eukaryota; Viridiplantae; Streptophyta; Magnoliopsida; Myrtales; Myrtaceae. The coding region runs from base 1 to 462 and encodes 153 amino acids. The record is from RefSeq and is a predicted model, not a curated record. The transcript has a single exon.